UCGACGAGUCGCCCGCUCGGUUCGCCAGUAGUCGCCAGUCUAGCGAAUAUGGUUGAAAACAAUGGCAAUGAUCGUUGAUGUAGCUUUGCGUUCUGCUGCUGUGUCAACUUGUCAACAGAGACGGUAUCUCUGAUCCGGGACGAAUCGCGCGCGACCGCCUGGCGUAGCGUAUAUUAUGGCAACUGCUAUUCAAGAGAAUGGCAUGAAACCAUUAACUAAUAAAUCGUUAAAUCAUGUAGAGGAUGUUAAUAACUUGGACAAUGCAGAGGAAAAGGACAAUAGAUUGUUUGACGGACAACUUCAACCAUACAUGGAUCAUGCUGAAGCUCAUGAAGAACCUCCUGAGCUCGAUAUUGUUAUUAAUAAUGUAGUUUGUAGUUUUAGUGUAAGAUGUCAUCUAAACUUGCGAGAAAUAGCAUUAAAUGGAUCCAAUGUUGAAUACAGAAGAGAAAAUGGGAUGAUAACAAUGAAAUUAAGGAGACCAUACACUACAGCAUCCAUCUGGUCAUCCGGCAAGGUAACUUGCACUGGUGCAACCAGUGAAGUUCAAGCGAAAAUUGCUGCACGUAGAUUUGCUCGUUCCCUUCAAAAACUUGGAUUCAAAGUAAGAUUUAAUAACUAUAGAGUGGUGAACGUAUUAGGUACUUGUUGUAUGCCAUUUGCAAUCAAGAUAACAUCAUUUUCGGUGUAUCACAAAGAGAAUGCAGAUUACGAGCCAGAAUUACAUCCUGGUGUUACAUAUAAGUUAAAGGAACCAAAAGCUACUUUGAAGAUAUUUUCUACAGGAAGUGUCACUGUAACAGCACCCAAUGUUGCUGCAGUUCAAGCGGCAAUUGAACAUAUUUAUCCACUAGUCUAUGAGUUUCGAAAGGAGCGAUCACCAGAGGAUGAACUUGCGUUAACAACGAAAAAGCGCAAGUUAAACUCGAAUAAAAAAAAAUUGGACGAGUUCCUAGAAGACGAACCGGAAUUUUCAUACGAAAGUAUGGUCUCCGAUGCGGAAGAUGCGCUCGACGAAGAUAGUGAUGGAAGUUGGGACUGAUCUGUUUUAUUUUAUCGCCGUACUGUUAACUGUUAUAUAUAUCUCGUUCUUUUGAUAAUAAAUGCAUAUACACUGCUCUAUGUACAAAAGUGUUAUUGCUAAAAGUGAAGUGAAGCAUAAAAUCGUUUUCAAAGUGCAAGAACUGCAAGUGCGUGAGUGUCAAGGACGAAAUAGAUAUGCAUAUAUAUACUUGUGUGUACAGAUAUAUAGAGAAACGUAAUUAUCAAGUACACAUCAAACUGAUCAUUAUCCUAAAGACGAUGCUCUGAAUAUUUACUUUUGUUAGCAAUAUGAAAGUAUAAAUACAGAUAUAAAUAUAUACGUAAUACAUAUAUAAAGUAUUACACAAAUGUAAAUAUGAAUAUGUAUUUAUAUUUGUAUUUGUAUACUUAUAUAAGUCGUAUAUAGAGAUGUAUCUUUAAUAUCUAUACAUGUAUAGAGAUAUGUCUAGAAAACAAUUUUUAAUUAUAAAAUUGAUUAAAUUUUUGGAGUUUAUUUAUAUCAUUAGACAAAAUUCAUAUAUGCUUUUUUAGACAAAUGUGGCUGAUACAGGUUUAAAAAAAGAAAACAAAAAAAAAGUACAUAUAUACACACAUAUGUAUGUACCUAUAAUGUGUCAAUUAUAGCCUGUACACAUUUGUGUUUCCAUUUUUAUUUUAUUAUUUUUCACAUGUAAUUAUAACUAGUUUUGCUUAAUUAAUAUAUUGUGCCAAAGAUAGAUAUUCAAAAUUUAAAACAAAGUGAUUAAGAUGAAAUCUAUAUGGUUGACAACUUUAUCUGUUGUAAUGAUUAGCUUUCCUAGUACUUGUAAUUAAAUAUGUAUCCAUUCUUAUUUUCGUGAUCGACAUAUUUUAUAGAAUGUAUUUUAUUGAUCAAAAAAUCAUCUUAUUUUAUGUUAUGAUUCAAAUAUUACAGUCUACUCCAUGAAAUAUUAUAAUAUGCAUAGAAAAUACAUUAUUUUCUGGUUAUAACAUCGAUUUUUACCAAAGUAAAAAUCCAAAACAACAAAAUUUAAAACUCUUAAUUUUUUACCAAAGUAAGAAAACUACGAAUUAUACUUUUGUAGAAAACUACGAAUCUCUCGAGCGAGUGAGUUUAAUGCCGAAAACUGAAAUGGCCAACUUCAUAAAAUACUGCUCUGUCUCGCUCAUUUUUUCAUUCUUGUUUCACACUGCUGCAGAAUAGCUAAUUCUCAAGAUUUAUGAGACAAUUCCUUGAAAAUAAACAAGUUUAUGUUCGAAUUUCAAAACAACCAUUUUAUAACCAGGGAAUAUUGAUAAUUCUGUGCUACCAACAGCUCGUUUUCGCUCAAAUUCUGUUAUUCAAAAGUGAAACUUGUAUAUUCUAUAGCUUAUUUUAUAUAUACAUAUUACUACAUUUAUAUAAUACUUUUUAAUAUGUUUUAAAUAUACAUAAAUACUUUUUGUUUAUAUUUGCAAAAUUUUUUUUAGACAAAGAAAUUGGAUGGAGAACACAUUUAUAUAAUAUCUAUAUAUUUAUACAAUAUCUAUAUCUUAUCUAUAUAUAGUAUAUUGUAUAGAUACUGUGGGAUAGAGAAGUUAUUUCUCACAUAAGCAUACAUCAUAUAAUAUAAAUACGCAUCAUUCACAUUUAUUAAAAUACUUUAUAAAUUGUAGUGAUGUAAAUUUCCCCUUUCUUCUAUACAAAAUUAUUUUAAUAGCAUAAGAAUAUGGUGAAAAAGUUAAAUCUUAAUAAACAUGAAUCGUUUUUAAGUAAUUACGAAAAAAUAUUUCCAAAUGCGAAUAAAUUUUUGUUUCAAUAUUUGUUAUAUAUAUAUUAUAAUAAGUUUUCGUGUAUUUUUAUAUUUUUUUUAGAAAGAUAAAACAUAUCAUUAUAAACAGUAUCAAUAUAUUUUAUACGAAAUAAGCAAGAAAGUAUCAAUACAUUUUUUGGGCGAAUACGGGCUGUGUUUUGUGGAUAAACAUUAAAUUUUGUUUUAAAUGCCUGUUUAAAAAAAUAUCGAGAGAAUGAGAAGAAAAACGAGUCUUUUUCUGGCUUGCAGUAUUCAUAAAUUCAAAUGAGUGUAUUAUAAUAUUUCUUUUAUUUACAUAAAUUUAGUCUUAAGAAAAUGAAACUAAACUGACAUUAACUUAAAAUUGUGUAAGAAAGAAGCCUUUUUGUAGAAAUUAUGCAGAAGUUUAUGUCAGUGUUAUAUAUUUGCUCCUAAAACUAAAUUUUAAAUCAUAUGAAAUACGAAUAUACUGUGUUCAAUGCGAGAGUUUAUUUUCGACUUAUACCGACAGGAAUUGCAUAUUCUAGAAUUUGCAACAAAGACAUAAUGCAAUAGGAUACAUUAGACUUAGUUAUUGGCUUUUUUUUAUCUGCUUAUGUAUUGACGUCUUGUAAGAGUAUUUAUUUAUCACUUAUAGUUUAUCCUUAUGACGAGAUAAAUGCAUUUGUAUCACAUGUCAUUUUUAUAAUUAUUAGAGUUUUCCGCAAACGUGAAAUAUCUCUUAUAUUAUAAAAUGUUGAAUUAAUUUUGUUCAUUUAUAAAACAUUUAAAGCGAAAAGAAAUAUUUUUACACACAACUUUGCAAACCAACAUUGUAUCUCUAGAAUUCAGUUAUAAACAUGUAUAUUGAAUACAUUGUGCAAAAUAUUACAUAAAUUGAAGAUAUAGUAUAAAGUGUAUCUUUCUCAUAUAUUUCGCAAUAUUAUAUAUACAUACAUACUUGUAAAAAAUUUAAUCUUUUAUUUGCAAUAUGCAAUUAAUUGAAAAAAGCAAUAUACUGAUUCAAAAUAUAUAGAGAAAAAUAUAUAGAGAAAAAUUAUCAAAGAUUUAUGUAAUUUAUUAAUAAUGUGAAAAGUUAAAUGACUAUUAUAUAAGCGUAUCCUUAUCACCUAUUAAGUAUAACAGAAUACAAUAUGAUAUGGCCGAUAUUUUGCAAACUUAUUAGAUCAUGAUUAAUCUGUUCGUGCCAUAACGCCUAUACAUUCGUUAAAAUUAGUUGAAGCAGAGUUUCGUCAUAAUGUUCGUAAUGUAUAUAUUGUUUUUACACUGAACAAAUUUUUUACGAUUUAAGCUAAAGUCACUGCCCAUAGUGUAUUCAAUCCGAAAAUGUAAGACUUGAUCCACUAAUGAGUACGUGACAAAUUAGUAUAUUUUGUUUACAUUAUUGGACACACAAAAUACUGUUUUUUGCGUUAUUAAUUAUAGAAAUUAAAACUUAAGCGAAUAAAAACGUUGGACGAUAAGACGUAUUGUGGAAGUGUAAUGGCAAAAUAAAUUUUAUCAUAUAUUUAA
Cataglyphis hispanica is the source of this 4307-nucleotide messenger RNA. It is a transcript of the gene Trf2, whose product is annotated as TATA box-binding protein-like 1. Gene Ontology annotation, molecular function: DNA binding; general transcription initiation factor activity. The transcript has 5 exons. The record is from RefSeq and is a predicted model, not a curated record. Lineage: Eukaryota; Metazoa; Arthropoda; Insecta; Hymenoptera; Formicidae. The coding region runs from base 176 to 1042 and encodes 288 amino acids. Gene Ontology annotation, biological process: DNA-templated transcription initiation.